AUGUACAAGCGUGUGGAAGCGUGUGCCAAGAGUGUGUGCGUGCCGAGCCGCCCCGAGCUCCCUUCCACAGACCCCGCGCUGCCCGGGGAGGGUUCGAGCAAGCUCCACAUGGAGGGAUUCCGCAGCCUGAAGGAGGGCGAAGCUGUCGAGUUCACCUUCAAGAAAUCAUCCAAAGGUUUGGAAUCCAUCCGGGUGACCGGCCCCGGGGGCGUUUUCUGCAUCGGCAGCGAGAGGAGGCCCAAAGGGAAGAGCCUCCAGAAGCGCAGAUCGAAAGGAGAUCGGUGCUACAACUGCGGCGGGCUGGACCACCACGCCAAGGAGUGCAAGCUCCCGCCGCAGCCCAAGAAGUGCCACUUCUGCCAGAGCAUCAGCCACAUGGUCGCCAACUGCCCSGCCAAAGCACAGCAGAGCCCCAGCUCGCAGGGAAAGCCCGCCUACUUCCGAGAGGAGGAGGACAUGCACAGCUCAGCCCUCCUCCCCGAAAGCCGGGAAUGAGGGGGUGCGGCGGGGAGAGGGGGCUUCCACCGGGACGAAAAGGCUUU
This is a messenger RNA of Malurus melanocephalus (red-backed fairy wren), 542 nucleotides long. It is a transcript of the gene LIN28A, whose product is annotated as lin-28 homolog A. The transcript is spliced from 3 exons. The coding region runs from base 1 to 495 and encodes 164 amino acids. Gene Ontology annotation, molecular function: zinc ion binding; nucleic acid binding. NCBI's taxonomy places the organism in Eukaryota, Metazoa, Chordata, Aves, Passeriformes, Maluridae. The record is from RefSeq and is a predicted model, not a curated record.